Molecule: messenger RNA, 505 nt
Organism: Fusarium verticillioides 7600
Lineage: Eukaryota; Fungi; Ascomycota; Sordariomycetes; Hypocreales; Nectriaceae
Exons: 4
Coding region: 36-371 (111 amino acids)
Source: RefSeq, a predicted model, not a curated record
CGCAAUAUUAUCAACGAUCGUCCAUCUCUGGCAAAAUGUUUCCUCAAUUUCGUGGAACUAAACAAGGCUACUGGGAGCCGCCUCACUUAUUGCUGGACGGAAGCGUCUUCUUGCCGAAAUUGGAACUCGAGUCUGAUGAGUUUGAGGAUGAUGAUUUGUCCCUGAGGCCUUCAACUCCAAGUGGUAUUCUAGCAUCACCGCCCGGGUCGUUUGUUGAGAAGCCCUCGAGGUCCUCGAGACGAAGAGCUAUCUGGAUCUGGUUCUGUUGCUCCUGUAGUCAUGGUGGGAUGAAAGUGAGCACUGAUCCUUGCCCAAGCUGUGGUACGCCGAGAUGUAUAAAUUGCGACACACAAAGAGUAUAUACACGCUAGGACACGGUAGCUAUCUUACGGAAAGAAACUUAACAUGAACGAUAAUCAAAGUGAGGGAGCAAGUAAAAAUAAUGUCCAAUGACUGUACUUUACUAGCAUUUUACUCAGACAAAUAAUGAAUGGAUUAACCACAA